AUGAGUUACAGCAUCCAAACAAGUUCUGGAAUCAUCUGUCGUAACAGGCGAUAUAUUCGAAAUAAAAUCUAUCUAUCUAUCUAUCUAUCUAUCUAUCUAUCUAUCUAUCUAUCUGAGUAUGUUCAUACCUCUAUCGCACUCUAUUCAUAUCUAUCUAUCUAUCUAUCUAUCUAUCUAUCUAUCUAUCUGAAUAUGUUCAUAUCUCUAUCGCACUCUAUUCAUGUCUAUCUAUCUAUCUAUGCUCAUAUCUCUCUCGCUCCUUCUGCGCCAGGUUUUCUUCUUGAACUAAUUUCUAUUUAUAUUCCUCUUCCCACAUUCUUUCUCUCAUUUCCACCCCUCUCCUUUCCUUUUCAUCUUUCCUCUGUUUUCUCUUUGCCCACACCCUUGUCUUUCUCUCUAUUACUUCAAUCAUUUCAUUACUUCCUCGCUCUUUCCGUUCUUGCUCUCCCUCUUUCUAUUUUGUCGUUGUCCUCUUCUCUUUUCCUUCUUUUCUCUAUCACUUUUGCCUUUACCAAUCUCUCUCGUUGCCUUUUCCUUUUCAUCUCUCCGUUCUCUUCGUUCUCCUUUCUCUUCCUCUUCUUAUUUCUUCCUUUCUUUUGCUUUUUUCUAUUUCUCUCUUUCCUCUCUCUUCUUUCUCUUUUUUCCUUUUCUCUCUACCUUCUAUUGUCUCUCUCGAAUUCACAUUCUGUUCUCACCCAUCUCUAUGUCAAACAUUUUCUUUCUUUCUCUCUCUCCACCACUGACUCUCUCACUCUGCCGGGUCUCUUACACUUUUCCUUCUCCGUUAUUCAUAUUCUCUCUUCACCUUCACUUCAUCUCUUGUCGCUCUCUUUCUCAACAUCAUCACUCCUUUCAGUGAACUCUCUUUCUCUUCACACAAUCUCUAUUGAUUUAACUCUCUCUUCGCUAUCAUUCUGUCGAAUUAAUCCCUCUCUCUCUCAUCUUUCUGUCGGAUUCCUUUACAUUUUAUUCUUCUCUUUCUCUCCCUCUCACAUCUCUGUCAAACUCUUUUAUACUUUAUUCUCCCUCCUCUCUCUAUCGAAAUUACGCUCUUUAACUAUCUUUCUUCAUAUAAAUCCAUCUUAUUCUCUAUCUUACCUCGGUUCUUUUUUUCUUUUUUUUUUCUAUUUCCCUCUCUCUAUAUUUGAAUAA
Molecule: messenger RNA, 1152 nt
Organism: Acanthosepion pharaonis
Lineage: Eukaryota; Metazoa; Mollusca; Cephalopoda; Sepiida; Sepiidae
Source: the annotation of a GenBank genome assembly